GUUGACAUCACGGCAGUCACGGCACACACAGGCAGACACACUCCACCACGCAGUCAUCGAGAGAGAGAUCUGGCAGGUCAGCCAGCCAUGCAGCCAAAGCAGUCCCACAUCGGCCGAAGCACAUCACAUCAAAAUCGGCCCACAGCGGACCGCACCCACACCGACAGACACACACAGAUACAGACGGAGGGAGGGAGGGAGAGAGGGAGGGCUACACACAGAGAAGGGGCGAAGCCAUAGACCGACUCACGCAAGAAUCAGAGCCAAGCCAGCCAUUCGGUAACGCAUCAGCAGCUGGUCUACAGAGUCACGAAUCGGCUACAGGGAUGCAUGACAACAGCCAGCAGCCAAAGAUACCUCCUGACGGCAGGCACGCACACUCAGCCACCAGUACUGACUCAUGGAUCGAUCAGUCGCCGCACUCUGCCUCGGCUACGCCGCCGUCACCUGCCGAAGGCACCACACACACACACACACACACGAAUGUGAUGCAGGUCGACGUGCGUGUGGCUGCGUACCUCCGCUGUCCUCUCCGCUGCCCUCAUCCAGAUCAUCCCAACCACCGCCACCAUCGUCUGCACCACACACACAGAGUGAAGGCACAUCGUCCAUCCACCCACCAAUGUGCGUCUGUCCGUACCAUCGUCAUCGUCGCUGUCGUCAUCUUGUUGCUGCUGCUGCUGUUCUACUUGGCUGUCGAAAACGUAUGACGCCACUCGCCCCAGCGCCACACGGGCCAGCCGAGUGGUCACAGCGAAGCGACACUUGAAGGGCGCACCCUCACGCAUACCAGCCGCAGGUGCCUCGGAGGUUCGAACACAACCCCACACUGCAGACAGACGACAACAACACAUGACAUUUGACCAGUAGAGCUGCCUGUCCGUCGGCCUGACCGGUGCCGUCCCCACAAUCCAAAAUGACAAUCCACGCGACGAAGUCGUGGCUGCCGUUGAUCAGCACCAGCCAUCGCACACCACCGCCCCAGCUGAGUGUCGUCGAGCAUCCGGCCACCGGUGUGUGGGGCGACUGAGUGAGGAGGCCAUCCAGACGGCCGCCACCAACACGCCUGAACCAAACACACACACACAGACACCUAAUCAAACACGCAUCCCUCUUGCCACUGCUGCCAUUGGUGUGUCACCUGUUGUGUGAUAUCUGUGUGUGAUUGAUCUGGUGAGUCCCAUAGAAGUGGUCGAGGAUCUUGCGCUUGGCGAAGGACGACACCGACGCAUCGGUGGUCGGACCGCGAGACACCCAUUCGCCGAUGGCGUCCCUGUAGCGGAUGCGGCUACGCACUGGUGGGUCAUGCUGCUGUCGGUGCUGCUGAUACAGAUGGUGGGCAGCGAGGGGCGGGUCGAGAUUCAGCCGGAAGUCGGGCUGGUCCUUGAUGGCCCGCACCUCACUAUUGUGGCCAUGGUGGAAGAUCCGCAGGCAGCUGUCGUCACCGAAGUCGAUGUGGCGGCCGACCACCAUGAGCUGCGCCAACACACGGGGGAACGAUUCAUACGCCUAGACCACACCAUACAGACAGACAGAGAGAGAAGGGAUGAGGCCUCUCUGUUAUCUCCCGCCCCUCUCUGUGUGUGCCUUCUUAUCGUCUUGUUUGCGUGUGUGUUGAUGUCAUCUGCUGUGAGGAUGACGGGCAGCGUGCAGCAGCCGCACUGCCCCGCCAGCUCAAUCACCUCGCCGAUCUCCACCCAUUCUCCCUCCUCCAUCACACACACAGCCACCAGCAGGUCACGCACGCCGAACUGGUCAUCGUCGAACCGCACCAGCAGCCCCGCCUGUGACCCGAGCGAGUGGCGGAGCCGAUCUCUCAGCUGAGCCGCUCUGAAGAGACCUCUGAGCCACGUGCAGGUUGCUCUCAGCCGCAGUAUGUCUGUGAGGCUGAGCAGAUAGAAGGUCCGACGACCAACGAAGAUGUACGUGAAGGGAUGCUGCUGCUGCUGCUGCUGCUGUUGCUCCAUCAUCGCGGCAGCCACAUGAGAUGAAGCAGCCUCACGGACCUUCUCAUCGUACGGUGAUAAAGCACCCUUUCCUUUCAGGGGUCGCCUCAUCCAUGCCGUAUGGUGCGCAUGUGUUUCUGCGAUUGCUUGUGUCUUUGCGUGAGCAAAUCCAUACCGACUCUAGAUCAGACGUGCUGCUGCUGGG
This is a messenger RNA of Vitrella brassicaformis, 2151 nucleotides long. Lineage: Eukaryota; Vitrellaceae. The record is from the annotation of a GenBank genome assembly.